Molecule: messenger RNA, 1267 nt
Organism: Parasteatoda tepidariorum (common house spider)
Lineage: Eukaryota; Metazoa; Arthropoda; Arachnida; Araneae; Theridiidae
Gene: mora
Product: cysteine and histidine rich domain containing protein
Source: RefSeq, a predicted model, not a curated record
UAGAGGGCGUGGAUAUAGAGUACAAACUGGUUACUAGACCAGUGUUGUCAACGUUCACCGUGACGUCCGUUUGGUCGAGUGAUUGAUCUUUCUGCCUUUAUAUCUAUGAUCUGUGCUAAAUAGAGAGAUCAAAUUUUCUAUAUCUAAAUUUCUACUCUCUUUUAUUCUUGCUAAUUGUGCAAAAACAAAAAUGUCAUCUGAAGUAAAUCAAUUGCAGUGCUACAAUCGAGCUUGUGGUCAAUUAUUUGAUCCAGAAACAAACAAUGAAGAUUCUUGCCAGUAUCAUCCUGGAGUACCAGUUUUUCAUGAUGCUUAUAAGAAAUGGUCUUGCUGUGAUAAGAAAACGACUGAUUUUACUGAAUUUUUAAAUAUAAAGGGUUGUGCAAAUUCAUACCAUAGCAAUGUGAAACCACCAGAGCCUAAGAAACCAUCAAAAGAAGUUAUGGAAGAAGAAGCUCCCCCUGUGCGGAAACCCUUACAACAGCAACAGAACAGGGUUCGACCUGAUGUGAACGAACCAAUGGAACAUAUUCAGUCGAAAAUAGGAACAUCACUCAAACCUCUCCUUGAAAAAACAUUAAAAGAAAUGGCUCUGGAAACAGAAAAAAUUAAUGAUGGGGAAAUUCAAUUAAAUACUCCUUGUCAUAACAAAGGUUGCCGAGAGGUUUAUAAAGGAGAAUACAGUAAUAUUGAAACUUGCAUGUACCACAGUGGAAUACCUGUUUUUCAUGAAGGGAUGAAAUAUUGGUCUUGCUGUGUAAAACGUACAACAGAUUUCGAUAGCUUUUUGGAGCAAGUUGGUUGUACUACCGGAAAACAUAAAUGGCAUAAGGAUAUAACAACUGAAAGCCAAGCUAAGUGUCGAUAUGACUGGCAUCAAACUGCCCAAUCAGUUAUUAUUUCAGUUUACUCUAAAUGUCCUUUACCUGAACUGUCUUACGUGGAAGCAAAUCCAGUAAAGCUACACAUGCAUAUAGCCUUUGGUAAAGAAAAACAAAUUUUUGAAGAAGAAGUUAUUUUGUUUGGUGUUGUUGAUGUUAAGGGCUCUACUGUGACAUACCUGGGAAGCAAGGUAGAAAUAAUCUUGAAGAAAGCUGAAUCUCAGAGUUGGAAAGACCUUAGGCUAAGAGAAACUAUACCCAAUUUCAACAAUAUGUCUCUAGACGAUGAUAAUAAAUAAUUGUUAUUUAAAACGCACAUCUUAUUUCAAGCAUUUUGUUAUGCAUAAUUUAUUUAAAUAAAAUUACUACUUGUUAUGCAACAGAAA